CAAGUUUGGAAGUGUGAAAUGAUAAGUGUAAUUCUCAUAUCCCUGGUUUUGUUUCUUCUGAGUGCACAGUUCCUGAGUUUGCAAUGGAAGAGUCGUGGAUUUCCUCCUGGACCUACCCCAUUUCCCAUCAUUGGAAGCAUCUGGUGGAUAAACUUUAGAGCUGAUCAUGGGAGCCUGAAAAAGCUGGCAAAAACCUAUGGUAACAUCUGCACCCUGUGGAUGGGUCACAGACCCGUGGUGGUGCUCUAUGGGUUCCAAGCUGUGAAGAAUGGUCUCACCAACAACUCGGAGGAGGUUUCGGGGCGACUGCAGACCUACAUUUUCAAGGAAAUGGCAAAUGGAAAGGGUAUCUUGGUCUCAAAUGGUCUCAUCUGGAAACAACAGAGACAUUUUGGAAUCGGAACUCUCCGGAAACUGGGAAUGGGGAAUAAAGGAAUGGAGCGUGGGAUUCAAACCGAGGCUCAUUACCUGAUCGAGUUCUUCAGAGACAAAGAAGGAGAAGCUGUUGACCCUUCCUUCCCCAUUGUCCAUGCUGUCUCCAACGUGAUUUGUGCUGUGGUUUUUGGGCAUCGUUUCUCUCUAGAGGAUAAAACUUUCCGCCAGCUGAUUGAAGCCUUCAAUUCUAUCGUGGCUUUUGGAAACAGCCACUUUUAUUAUAUGUGUGAAGUGUUCCCGUGGCUUGCAGAGCACCUCCCAGGACCUCUCCAUAAAGCAAGAUCUUCCCGGGAUUUUGUUCGUGCCUUUGUAAGGCAGGAAAUCAAGAGCCACAGGGAAAAAGGCAGAAUAGAUGAACCGGAAGAUUUCAUUGACUUUUACCUGAAUCAGAUAGAGAAAACUAAAAAUGUCUCCAAUUCUACAUUUGAUGAAGAAAACAUGGUACAGUCUGUUUUUGACCUUUUCCUGGGCGGCUCAGAAACCACAGCCACCACUCUGCGCUGGGCUCUGCUCUUUAUGUUGGUGUAUCCUGACAUCCAAGACAAAGUCCAGCAAGAGCUGGAUGCUGUUGUGAGUCCCUCCCAUCUCAUCUGCUACGAGGACCGGAAGAAGCUGCCAUACACAAAUGCUGUGGUUCAUGAGAUCCUCCGCUUCAGCAGCAUUAUUUUAAUCACACUUCCUAGAGAAGCUGUGAAGGAUACCACUGUUUUGGGCUAUCAUGUUCCAAAGGGCACUCUAAUUAUGGCAAAUGUAGACUCUGCUCUUUUUGACCCUGCCUAUUGGGAGACACCUCACCAGUUCAACCCUGGCCAUUUCUUGGACAAGGAUGGAAAUUUUGUGACCCGAGAGGCCUUCUUAGCCUUCUCAGCAGGUCACCGUGUUUGUCUGGGAGAGACAAUGGCCAAGAUGGAGCUUUUCAUAAUUUUCUGCAGCCUCUUGCAGAAAUUCAAGUUCACUGUACCAGAAGGAGUUAAGGAAAUCAACACAGACAUUAUCUUUGGAAGCACCAUGAAACCCCAUCCAUACAAGCUCUGUGCAGUUCUGCGCUAG
Molecule: messenger RNA, 1485 nt
Organism: Cinclus cinclus
Lineage: Eukaryota; Metazoa; Chordata; Aves; Passeriformes; Cinclidae
Product: cytochrome P450 2J6-like
Exons: 9
Coding region: 19-1485 (488 amino acids)
Biological process (GO): xenobiotic metabolic process; arachidonate metabolic process
Cellular component (GO): cytoplasm; intracellular membrane-bounded organelle
Molecular function (GO): oxidoreductase activity, acting on paired donors, with incorporation or reduction of molecular oxygen, reduced flavin or flavoprotein as one donor, and incorporation of one atom of oxygen; iron ion binding; heme binding
Source: RefSeq, a predicted model, not a curated record